This is a messenger RNA of Lampris incognitus (smalleye Pacific opah), 4542 nucleotides long. Its product is annotated as ras and Rab interactor 2-like. The record is from RefSeq and is a predicted model, not a curated record. The transcript has 13 exons. NCBI's taxonomy places the organism in Eukaryota, Metazoa, Chordata, Actinopteri, Lampriformes, Lampridae. Gene Ontology annotation, cellular component: endocytic vesicle; cytosol. Gene Ontology annotation, biological process: signal transduction; vesicle-mediated transport. Gene Ontology annotation, molecular function: guanyl-nucleotide exchange factor activity; small GTPase binding. The coding region runs from base 270 to 3275 and encodes 1001 amino acids.
UUCCGCGCGGAGCCGUGACAUCGUUCGCAAGCGAUGUAAACAAGGAUGAGCGAGGAGGUCGGGCGCUCUCGGACUCGGGAGAAGACACGAAACGGAUCGUCCGCUCGCCGAGCAGCGCUCGCGUCAAACCCGUGGACUGUAGAAGAAUCGAGAGGGUUUUCGGCAGUCGAGGGAACCACUAGCCGAGCACUCCGGUCGCCGCAGACACCGCGCUAGAUAGAAACGCACCGAGACAAAGAGGGACCCGGUUCUGUGACUGAGACGACAAGAUGUCCUCCAGCACACUGCCCAGCAGCCCUCCUAAAGGCCACAUGGACAGGAGCGGUAGCUUCUUUAAGCUCAUUGACACGUUUGCACUGGAGAUCGGGGAGCUCAAGCAGGAGAUGGUCCGGAGUUCCCCCGAGCCGGACCAAGAGCCCAUGGCCCUACAAGGGCUGGAGGGAGUCGUCAGCGGGGUGUACCUGCAGUCCCCCCACUCUUGUGGUGGGGCAGGAGGUGAAAGGGACUCUGGGUACGACUCCCUGCGGAGGAGGAUGAGCGUGCUGGACAGGCUGACCCAGACCCACCCAGUGUGGCUGCUGCUGGCGUUCAGCGAGGAGGAGGCCAGACGUGUCCUGCUCAAACAGCCGCUAGGGGUCUUCCUGGUCAGAAAAUCCACAAUGCUGCAGAAAAAAGUCCUGUCUGUGCGUUUGAACGAGGAUGGGUCAGAACCCUCUAUCAGGAACUACCUUGUCAAAGAGAGCCAGUACACCUUCUCUCUGGAGGGGUCUGUGAUCAGCUUUGCGGACCUGUUUCGGCUCGUGGCUUUCUACUGCAUUAGCAGGGACGUUCUGCCUUUCACACUCAAACUCCCAGAGGCCAUUGCAUCCGCUAAGACCCAGAAAGACUUGGAAGAGGUGGCUCAGCUGGGAGCAGGCUUCUGGGACUCUGCCCUGGGCAAACAGCUUCACACCUCCCCCUCUCCCUCGCGACCUCUUAGUCGGACCCUCAGCCUGCAGCGCAGCAACAAGAGGAGGGGGUCCAGGGGGAGGCACAAGGGCACACAGCAGAGACAGAGUGGCUCUGGCUACGACAGUGCACCCCCUGCUCUAUGGUCUCAUGCUCCCCUGGCCUCCUCUCCCUUAGAGAGUAGCCAGUCCAGUGGGGCGGUGUGCUUCGUCAACCCCCUCUUCCUCCAAACGCACCACCACCACCAGGGUGGGGUAGACCCGCCUGCUUCCGACUCUGCCGCCAAGUUGGCUGACAACCCAGGAAACACAGAGAAAUUGUCGGUGGCACAGCUUAGCGACAUCCAAGGUGGUGAGCGGCCGCUGGACAAGACCAAGGCAAACGGCAAGUCGCGGCCCCCUCCCCCUCGCCCUCCCCCGCCCCGCUCUGUUCGCCGUCCACCCCCGCCUGUGCCCUCCGCCAAACCCAAGAGCGUACAGGAGACGGUUGCUGCAGUUUCUGAACAACACCGGUCUCCUCCCAGGCGUCCAGUCCCUUCCCGACCACACAUGGGUGCCAAGCACAGCAGCCCAUCCAAAAUGGCCGGUGCACCCAUCCCUGUGCCAUCCAAUCCUCCGCCGAGGCCCAAGAGGCCUGACCUAGAAGCCCACCGUUGCCACAUCGCCUUGGACGAUGAGACUAUUGCCAAAGCCCUUUCCCGCGCCAAGCUUCCUCCCUGCCAGCCGCCGCCCCCUAUGACAGCCAGUUUGCCUUUGGAGAAUGAUGCAGGGAGUCCUCCAAUCCAGGCAGAAAAGACCCCUGUGCAGGAGGGGGGACGCCAGCGGCUCAGCGACAUGAGCAUGUCUACCUCCUCCUCUGAUUCUCUGGACUCCUCGCAGUCACCCGGCUUCUCCCUUGGCCUGGGAUCAAGCCCCUCCAGACAUCACUGUGACCAUCGAGAGCCAGCCGAAGACAGCAGCGAGGAGGAUGAAGAAGAUGAGGAAGAUGAAGAGGAGGACGACGGUGUCAGCCUGGAGAAUGACCUGGACAUGCGGCUCCGCCUGCCCCACAAAGCUCGGAGGUUGAGGGUGGGUGUGAGUCUGAGCAGGGGCUCCUUUGUCCUGCCCAGGGCCUUGAAGGGACAAUUCCGUAAGGUGAGUGGGGUGCUCAGCUCCCUCAUGACCCCAGAGAGACGGUCGGUAAAGAGGAUAGCCGAGCUCUCCAGGGAUAAAAGCUCCUACUUUGGCUCUCUGGUCCAGGACUACAUCAGCUUUGUUCAGGAGAACCGCAGCUGUCACACAUCUGGGCUUGAUUUUCUGCAGACAAUCAGGCAGUUCAUGACGCAGAUGAAGGCUUACCUUCACCAGAGCUCCGAGCUUGACCCUCCCAUUGAGUCUCUCAUACCCGAAGACCAGAUUGACCAGGUGCUGGAGAAGGCCAUGCACAAGGCUGUUCUGAAGCCUCUGAAGAGCGCAGUGGAGGUGGCUCUGCAUGACUUCCAGGUCAGCAGCGGAGCUUGGCUGCAGCUGAGGGAGAACCUGGCACUGGCGAGGAUGAAGAAGCCCCAAGAGCUGGGGGUGGAUGGGGCCGUUCCCCCCGACGCGGUGGCCAUUGAGAAGAUCCGCCAAAAAUUCCUAAACAUGAGGAAGACGUACUCCCCUGAGAAGAAGGUGUUACUGCUACUGCGCGUGUGCAAACUCAUCUAUACCAUCAUGCAGGAUAACUCAGGGAGGAUGUACGGUGCUGAUGACUUCCUGCCCAUGCUGACCUACGUGAUGGCCCAGUGUGACAUGCCUCAGCUGGACACCGAGAUCGAGUACAUGAUGGAGUUGCUGGACCCUUCUCUGCUGCAGGGUGAAGGGGGCUACUACCUAACCAGUGCCUAUGGAGCCAUGGCCCUCAUCAGGAACUUCCAGGAGGAGCAGGCGGCCCAGGUGCUCAGCUCGGAGGUCCGGAGCACCUUACAUCAGUGGCACCAGCGGCGCACGGCGCAGCGCUCUGCUCCCUCUGUGGACGACUUCCAGAACUAUCUGCGUGUAGCUCUACAGGAAGGGGAUACGGGCUGCACGGCCAAAACCCUGGUGGUUCAUCCUUACUCCACCACAGAAGAAGUCUGCUCACUCUGUGCCUUCAAAUUCAACAUCCCCGACCCUGAAAACUAUGCGCUGUUUCUGCUCGCUCAGGAGACGAGUCAGCAGCUAGCCGCCGACACGCACCCGCAGCGAAUCAAAGCGGAGAUCCACAGCCGCCCCAACAGACACACUUUCCACUUUGUCUACAGGAGGGUGCCCAACCUGAACCUCCAUAUCCCCGCAGACCUGCACAACGGAAACUGCCCUUCUACUUGAGCUAUGGGGGGGAUAGGACCUUAGUAAGUUGUACUGUACUUUAUUGUAAACAAUAGUUAUAUUUCAUGGUAUAAGUGUUUCAACACUUUGGACUUUAAAAUGUGUGAUUUUCUGAGUCGGAUUUGAGGACAUCUGGGGCCUCAUUCAUCGCUCAUUCUUAGGCGCUUUAUUAUGAAUCCCACGGCACUUCUAGGCAAGACACGCCCCGCGUAGCAUUCAAGCGCUUGGACUGGCCAGAUUGGCCAGUACUCGUUGCCUCCGAUGGUUACGUUGGUUAAGGUUAGGGUUAAGGUUAAGGUUAGCCAAUCAGAGGCAGAGUACUGGGCGGGUCUUCCUAGAAUCCUGGCGCCUGGAUGCUACGCGGGGUGUGUCUUGCCUAGAAGUGCCGUGGGAUUCAGAAUGGUAUAACGCUUCGUAGGUACAAAUUUGUUCCUGCACACCCAUAGAAUUUCUGAGCCCCGGGGUUUGUCUGAGAGGUCCGUGUAGACCCUGGUAACCCCUGUAUUUAGACGCCAGUCGGUGACGUCUCUGCGAGCCCGGGUGAUUGCUCGCUGCAAGAGGUAGACAACAGAUGUUAGGGGGAAGGAAUUGCAGAUAACCAUCAGGCCUUGCCUCUGGCUGGCUGUCAGACAAUUUUGAGAGCUAAAAAAAGCCAUGGGUGUGUAGGAACAAGUUUGUGCUUACGAACGUUUGAUGAACGAGGCCCCUGGAUUGUAAUACAAAACUGAAGACAGAUUUUGAGAUUGUCUUUGCUGAUACUUUCUUUUGUUGUUGUUGUUGAGAAGAAUGAUCAAGUGGAUGAAGGUGAGAUGGUCAUUGUUUCAUUUAAAUGCCUGGGGAAGACAGCAUUCUUUCAGAACCUAGUCAAAUAGGAGUUGCACAUAAAGGUUAUACUAUAUUGUUCAGUAGGUAGAUUUUGUUCACAUAAAAUAACACUCUGGUAGUCCUAAAGAGAAUGUGACUUGGAUUGUAUCGUUAGUAUGUUAGGUUUGAAUUGUCGUCAACAAGCACUUACGAGACCAUUGGUAAACAUUUCUUUGGGCUGGAAACCUGUUGGCACGGGCUUGGAGUGGUGGAACUGGCUGCCCUCAUGACACGUUCGACAGGAAACGAGACGAGACUAUGCUUUUUCUUAUUUCCAGGGGGAAAAAGCACAUAAUGAUGAUCCUCCUCUGAAUUGCCCGCUUAGUAUGGGGGCAGCAAGACACUGUGACCCAUGUGACUUGGGUAACCGGUAGAGUCCAGCAUGGUAGACCACCAGGUAGAA